AUGUCAAACAUAGCCAAUACAUCUCGUAUAAGCACACCCGAUGUAUUAUCCAAAGAAACAUCCAGCACUUCUCUAGCGGAAGGCCAAAAAAGCCCAGUUCCGCAAAUUUCUUACAACAAGAAGCUGCGAAAAGAUGCAGGUGCUCCUUCAGGAGCGGAAUCGCCCAAAAUAUCGCAGGGAACCAGGAAAGUUCUGUCACACCGUAAAAAGCUACAGGAGUUCUACAAACUCCACGCCGAGAAAAGUGAAACCAAUGAGAAGCAAACAGAGAGUCAGCCUGAUCCAAGUGAAUCUUUGUCAACCGCUGAAAAGUUGAAAGAUCCAGAAGAGCUAGAUCAGUUCAUCAAGAAAUCCAGUGCACCAGAGAUGCUACGUAUAAGAAACGAACUCGCACUGAAGUUAAACUUCAGAGAUCUGGAGAAAAAAACCAUCAUCUAUGAUAACUACUCGGAAUUGAUUAAAUUGGACCAGACGCUAGGGAGUGUCAAGAAAGGAUCGCUAAGGACCGCAGAAGAAGAUCGAUUCAUGUUGGCAAUGAGCGGAGAAAAGAGAGCGGAUUUCAAUCAAGUUUUUGAAGAAGCCCAGAAUUUUUUUCAAAAAGAGGCGAGCGUAUUCAAUCAGGACUUCCGCUCUGUCGUCCAGAGCGUCUUGGCUGAGGCUAGAUCUAAGCUGGAAUAA
This is a messenger RNA of Australozyma saopauloensis, 678 nucleotides long. RefSeq names its product Vps51p (gene VPS51). The transcript has a single exon. NCBI's taxonomy places the organism in Eukaryota, Fungi, Ascomycota, Pichiomycetes, Serinales, Metschnikowiaceae. The record is from RefSeq and is a predicted model, not a curated record. Bases 1 to 678 code for a protein of 225 amino acids.